Messenger RNA from Vicugna pacos (alpaca), 2252 nucleotides. Lineage: Eukaryota; Metazoa; Chordata; Mammalia; Artiodactyla; Camelidae. The record is from RefSeq and is a predicted model, not a curated record.
UACCAGGUCACCCUGGAGGAGUCGCUGGCCGAAGGUGGGUUCUCCACAGUUUUCCUAGUGCGGACUCAUGGUGGACUCCGCCAUGCGUUGAAGCGAAUGUAUGUCAAUAACGUGACAGACCUCAACAUUUGUAAAAGGGAAAUUACAAUUAUGAAAGAGCUGUCUGGUCACAAAAAUAUCGUGGGUUACUUGGACUGUGCUGUUAAUUCAAUUAGUGAUAAUGUAUGGGAAGUGCUUAUCUUAAUGGAAUAUUGUCGAGCUGGACAGGUUGUGAAUCAGAUGAAUAAGAAGCUGCAGACAGGUUUUACGGAACCAGAAGUGCUACAGAUAUUCUGUGAUACCUGUGAAGCUGUCGCAAGGUUGCAUCAGUGUAAGACUCCAAUAAUUCACCGGGAUCUGAAGGUAGAAAAUAUUUUGUUGAACGAUGAUGGAAACUAUGUACUUUGUGACUUUGGCAGUGCCACAAAUAAAUUUCUUAAUCCUCAAAAAGAUGGAGUUAAUACAGUAGAAGAAGAAAUUAAAAAGUAUACAACUCUGUCAUACAGAGCCCCCGAAAUGAUCAACCUUUAUGGAGGGAAACCUAUCACCACCAAGGCUGAUAUCUGGGCACUAGGAUGUUUACUGUAUAAACUUUGUUUCUUCACUCUUCCUUUUGGUGAGAGUCAGGUUGCCAUCUGUGAUGGCAGCUUCACCAUCCCAGACAAUUCUCGUUACUCCCAUAACAUACAUUGCUUAAUAAGGUUCAUGCUUGAACCAGAUCCAGAGCGUAGGCCUGAUAUAUUUCAAGUGUCCUAUUUUGCAUUUAAAUUUGCCAAAAAGGAUUGUCCUGUCUCCAACAUAAAUAAUUCUUCUAUUCCUUCAACUCUUCCUGAACCGAUGACGGCUAGUGAAGCAGCUUCUAGGAAAAGCCAAAUAAAAGCCAGAAUAACAGAUACCAUUGGACCAACAGAAACCUCAAUUGCACCAAGACAAAGACCAAAGGCCAAUUCCACUACUGCCACUCCCAGUGUGCUGACCAUUCAAAGUUCAGCAACCCCUGUUAAAGUCCCUGCUCCUGGUGAAUUUGGUAACCACAGACCAAAAGGAGCGCUGAGACCUGGCAGCGGCCCUGAGACUUUACUGGGCCAGGCGCCCCCGCAGCAGCCCCCGCAGCAGCAUCGGGUCCUGCAGCAGCUGCAGCAGGGAGACUGGAGGCUGCAGCAGCUUCACGUGCAGCACCGCCGCCCUCACCUGCAGCAGCAGCAGCUUCAGGAUGCGUACGUGCAGCAGUAUCAACAUGCAAUGCAACAGCAGCAGAUACUUCAGCAACAGUUUUUAACGCAUUCGGUGUAUCAGCCACAGCCUUCCGCAUCACAGUAUCCUUCAAUGAUGCAGCAGUAUCAGCAGGCUUUCUUACAGCAGCAAAUGCUAGCCCAACAUCAGCCGUCUCAACAGGCAUCACCGGAAUAUCUUACCUCCCCUCAAGAGUUCCCACCAGCCUUAGUGGCCUACACUUCAUCGCUUCCAGCUCAGGUUGGAACCAUAAUGGACUCCUCUUAUGGUGCCAACAGGUCAGUUGCUGAUAAAGAGGCAGUUGCAAAUAUUACAAAUCAGAAGAACAUCAGUAACCCACCUGAUAUGUCAGGGUGGAAUCCAUUUGGAGAGGAUAACUUCUCCAAGUUAACAGAAGAGGAACUGUUGGACAGAGAAUUUGACCUUCUAAGAUCAAGUAAGGGACACUUGAAGGCUUAUUUUGCUUCGCAGUAAAAUAACAGCUCUAUAAUUAUUCAGCAAGGCCAAAGACUGUUUUGGGGUGGUAAAUAGAAAAUUCUUUUUGUGCAUUUGAGGGCAAAAUUCAGGCCAUCUUCUUUUACAUAUACUAGCGAACUAUGUUGUGUGCAUUAGAAAUCAAUUGCUUGAUAGUAGCUGUUAAACCCAAGAUUGCUGAUAAUAUGCUGAUUCCUAAUACUUAAAUACUGCGUUAUCUUUGAAUGUUAAUUCAGGAUAUCUCCAAAACGUGGAUAACAAUGUUCAAAUAAAAAGGGAGACUUUAGUAUCUUGCCUUACUAAUCAUUUUGCAGCUCUGUUUUCUUGCACACCCAAUAGAAGAUACUGUGGGUCUGAGAUGCCCUUUGAAAGUGCCUGAAAGAAAACAUGGGCUGCUGCAUUAUGUUAAUGUCUUGUAAUGCCCUUUUAACGAGCGGUGACAUAAAAGGGCUGCUUUGUUGUCCGGUAUGGCAAAAGUGAAAUAAAUUGUUUUCCGUUUUAAAUCA